Messenger RNA from Schistocerca cancellata (South American locust), 1205 nucleotides. RefSeq lists its product as uncharacterized. Lineage: Eukaryota; Metazoa; Arthropoda; Insecta; Orthoptera; Acrididae. The transcript is spliced from 4 exons. The record is from RefSeq and is a predicted model, not a curated record. Bases 119 to 595 code for a protein of 158 amino acids.
CACCUCCACAACAAUCAAGCGCAGGUGUAAAGUCUCUUUGUCCACUCCGUGUAGAGUGCAUCGAUAUGAUCUUUGAUCGUCGUCCCGAGUGGCGAGUAGCACGUGAAUAAAAGAAAUCAUGGAGAGGACAAAAAGAUUUCAAUAUUCCAUGUACAUGAAAGAAAUGGUCUUGCUUGAUGGUGCAAACGAUGGGGCGGAGGCAGCCACCAGCGAACAACCAAGCGACCAGGUUGUUCCAGGACCAUCAGGAUCCUCGACGAAGGACUCUGCAAAUACAUCUACCCCUCCUCACAAGAAGCUUAAGGUCAAGGGGUAUGCACAAAGGGAUACACAAGAAGAAAUGAGAAAUUAUUUAAAGGAGUGGCGGGAGAUGAAGCGUGAAAGACGAAAAAAGAGACGCCAGAUGGAAAUUGAGAAGCUGGCGUUAACAAGGGCAAGCAUUGAAGUAACAAGGGCAAGCAUUGAAGUGACACGUGCUUCGCUGGAGGCAACGUUGGAAACCAAUAAACUACUUCAGGAAGUUGAAGCUGAGGGCAUCACAUGUCACACCUGUGGAGGACAAUGGAGGAUUAGUGAUUGUGAUUAUAAACUGUAAUUGUGAACUGUGAAUUUUGUGGUUAGUGAAAUUGUAAUUGUGAACUGUAUCUGUGAUUGUAAAUUGUAAUUGUGAAUUGUAUAUUGUGAUAUCCCACCCUCCAUCUGCCAUCCUGAUUUGGGUCUUCCAUGGUUUUCCCAGAUUGUCAGGCGAAUGCUAGGAUGGGUCCCUAAGUCCAUGGCAGUUGCUCCAAUACCCUUUGUUUUCUUGUACUAUUGGAACAAUUAAAGUGUUAAAAAAUGAAACUGAGCUUUUGUCAAUUCCUGUCAUUCACCUCUACUGUCAAUAACCUCAUUUUAUGUUUCUAAUCAGUUUAUUUUACAAAUAAAGGUUAAAUGUCUAUUUGCAUUUGUUUUUCUGAUGUUAAAUUUGACAAUCACAUAAACUUUAACUCAACAGUACAUUGUGCAACUUACUUGAACCAUACAAGGAGUGUGUAACUGAUAAGACUGCAACUUGUACCAAAGCAAACUCUAGAUGCUAUUUGACACACUUGGAGCAAAAAAGUUAUGAACUCUGCUUCUAGAACAGGAAAUAAUCAGAAGUAGUACUGGCAUGACUUGUAAUUGAAAUUGUUUCUCAGAAAAUAUAUAUUUCUUUUUAUUUUCUA